Messenger RNA from Cydia fagiglandana, 651 nucleotides. RefSeq lists its product as uncharacterized. Lineage: Eukaryota; Metazoa; Arthropoda; Insecta; Lepidoptera; Tortricidae. The transcript has 6 exons. The record is from RefSeq and is a predicted model, not a curated record. Bases 46 to 651 code for a protein of 201 amino acids. Gene Ontology annotation, molecular function: carbonyl reductase (NADPH) activity.
GGCAAAAACCUGACUUCAGUAAAGUCGUAUAGUGUUAGUAUUGAAAUGAAUAGGAUGAAGGGCAAGGUGGCUAUAGUCACAGCAUCUACUGAAGGGAUUGGAUAUGCUAUAGCUAAAAGAUUAGGAAAUGAGGGUGCAUCUGUAGUAAUAUGUAGUAGGAAGGACAACAACGUUCAGAGAGCAGUUAAAGAGCUUCGUAGAGAAGGUAUAGCUGUUGAGGGCGUAGCAUGCCAUGUUGCAGAUGCAGAACAGAGAAAGACAUUAUUUGAUACUGCCAAUGCUAAAUUUGGGGGUGUGGAUAUAUUAGUAUCAAAUGCUGCAGUUAAUCCAGGAGCAUCGCCAAUGUUAGAGGCAGAAGAUGCCACGUGGAACAAAAUAUUUGAAGUGAACGUGAAAAGCUCUUGGUUGCUGGCUGAGGAAGCCUACCCUAAUCUCGUCAGGCGAGGCGGUGGUAGCAUAGUGUUUAUUUCGUCCAUAGUUGGAUAUAAACCUAUGUGGCCUAUAGGUCUGUACAGUGUGAGUAAGACAGCAUUGAUCGGGUUGACUAAGGCUAUAGCGAAUGAAGUUGCGCGUGACAACAUAAGAGUUAACUGUGUGACGCCUGGCGUUAUUGAUACAAAAUUUGCUUCGAUAGUAAGUACAUGCGACUAG